GUCCAAUGCGGUCCCUUGUCCGAUCAAUAGUAAGAAAACUUGACCUCACCAUCUAACGCCUGCUUCUUCUGCAAUGUGCCUUGAACGACAGCAAGUUAAAUAGCUUGGUCAACUUCACUUCUCCAGAGUUUGCUGGAGUGACCACCAUGCUUUCGCAGUGGUAGCGUGCUGACACCAAUACUAUUGCCUAUCGAUAGUCACUAAGUGAGCGGCUAGCCUUGGAUCUCACAACCUCAAUCGAAUCCGCCCAUUCCGCCCAACUCCAAGGCGGUCAGCUUACUCUAUCAUAAAAUGAAGGGUCGCAGAUAGGAGUAAGUUUGCCCCUCCAUGGUAAGGCUGUCAUAUAUAAAUACAGCGGCAGAGUCUUGAGUACAGCAACAUGCCUACAUCACUUCUACCCAGACAUAUACCUUCAAGUUCAUUCCAUACCCUCACUGCCAAUCCCGUUUAUAUGGAAAUGGAGUGUCCUGUGCCUUUAUCCCGCCCAGAGCCUGCAGUUCUACCUUCUCGAGCAUCCUCAAGCGGCUUCCAAUCUAGUCACCAAAGCCCCAGGUCAAAUACCUCACAUCGACCAGCCCGGCGAUAUAGGCCUGAUCCACACUUAUCAAUUCUACCGGUGUCUCUUCCUCAAAGCAGUGAAAGCAAAACGACCGUACGAAGCCCUGGACAACAAUUCGUGGAGUACUUUACCGAGAGACGGAAAGAUACAGAAUGUCGAUCGUGUAUUUUCAUUUGUUGGACUCAGGGCAACUUGGCGAAAGUUGUGGAUAUCCCUUUCACUUCAGACGAGCUGAACGACGAAAAGAAAGUCUUUCAGCGGUUGAGAGAGAACUUUUUCCAGAGAAGGGGCUACAUGCGGACCUUUUUCUAUUCCGCAUACCCAGAGCAAGCAAAGAUACAUCCUCUCGGCUACCCAGAUAUGGUGCAAAGGUGCUUUUUUUCAACAGUGCGCAGAUUUGAAGCCUAUGAAGAGCGAUCAAAAACUCUGGGAGAUCUAGAGUUAUUAAGAAAUGCUCUCCCUGGUGAUGAUUACCCUUGCUACCCAUCAGACGGAUCCGAGUCGAGAUACUUCAUCCACCUGAAUGAUUGUCUCGCUCAUGUAGGCGAAACAUGCGGUUACGAGGACAUUGAUCACCUAGAGGGACACCUUCUCGAUGUUGAAAAUAUUCCACCGAUUUUAGAGAAAACAUUUAUGAAUCCUGAACUAGCCGUUGGUCAGAAUUUACUGAAGCGGGACAUAUUUUCUCUGGAGAACUCUUCUAGCUACAUCAAUACCUACAAGUUUCUACGACCGGAAGGUCGCUACCGCGGGUUUGCAUACCUUGAGCUGAACGCAAUAUUCAUUAGAGAAGAAAAGAGACUCUUCAGGCUUACAUUGUUCAUUGUUAUCACCACCGCUUUAAUAGUCUACACAGGUAACAGAGCAUUCCAUAGCUGGGAAGCUGGUGUUGGUCUUGGGGCACUAUAUACUUCUUUGAUAACCUUGUGGGUCAUGCUGGAUGAAUGACAUCUGUUGUGGUUGAAAUGCCACAUUCUGUCCUCUCCCCCGUCUCUUUAUAUGAGUGCUGCGUGCUGAAAGAGGACCUGUCCUCACCAUACUUUUUAACUUUACACAGACCACGAGGUACCCUGAAUUUAGGAAAGUUCUUCGUCACAAAAUAGUUAUCUCUGAACGCCGUACAUAGCCGGGUCGAAUACGUUCUGCAGGUCAAUCAUAAAAGACGACCCAUAGCUCCUCCGACGAAACAAAGUCGAAUCGCAGGCGUUUCACAGGGGAUGCCGGCUCUUCCU
This is a messenger RNA of Penicilliopsis zonata CBS 506.65, 1791 nucleotides long. RefSeq lists its product as hypothetical. Lineage: Eukaryota; Fungi; Ascomycota; Eurotiomycetes; Eurotiales; Aspergillaceae. Bases 380 to 1507 code for a protein of 375 amino acids. The record is from RefSeq and is a predicted model, not a curated record. The transcript is spliced from 4 exons.